UUAACAUUUUCUAAAAUAAACUGGUUUAAUAUUGCAUAUAAUUCUUAGCCAAAAAAUUUUAAUUUCAUAUUUGUAUUUUUUUUUUUUUUUACAAAAAUGUAUUCUAUUCAUUUAUUUACAUUCCUAUUAAUCAUCAUAACGCUAACAUCAGGAUAUGUCAUUAAGCAUUCAAAAAACAAUGAUUUCAUGUCAGUAACUACAGAUUUACCUAACACCACGCUGUCAGAAUAUAUGGAUCAUUCUAGGGGCGAUGAAAAACUAUCGAAAGUAACACCAAAUACUACAAAUGAAUCUUUUACCAAAACUUCAACAAUAUAUGCAGUCAGUAACUAUAUAAGUUACUUAUUCAAUAAAUACUUUAGUCACUGCAAUUGUAUGCCUCAAUCAACAACUGUAGUAGGAUCUUCAACUACAAAACCUGCAGACAUCUCUACUCAAUCAAUGACCACAACUAGUAUUACACAUGAUCCUCAGUCAACAACUGUAAUAGGAUCUUCAACUACAAAAUCUGUUGACAUCUCUACUCAAUCUCUAACCACAACUAAUAUUACAAAUGUUCCUCAAUCAACAACUGUAGCUGUAUCUUCAACUACAAAAUCUGUUGACAUCUCUACUCAAUCUAUGACCACAACUAAUAUUACAAAUGUUCCUCAAUCAACAACUAUAGCAGGAUCUUCAACUACAAAACCUGCAGACAUCUCUACUCAAUCUAUGACCACAACUAGUAUUACAGAUGUGCCUCAAUCAACAACUGUAGUAGUAUCUUCAACUACAAAAUCUGUUGACAUCUCUACUCAAUCUAUGACCACAACUAAUAUUACAGGUGUGCCUCAAUCAACAACUGUAGCUGGUUCUUCAACUACAAAACCUGCAGACAUCUCUUCUAAAUCUAUGAUCCCCACUGGUAGUGCAGAUGAGCCUCAAUCAACAACUAUAGCAGGAUCUUCAAAUACAAAAUCUGUUGACAUCUCUACUCAAUCUAUGACCACAACUAAUAUUACAAAUGUUCCUCAAUCAACAACUGUAGUAGGAUCUUCAACUACAAAACCUGCAGACAUCUCUACUCAAUCUAUGACCACAACUAGUAUUACAGAUGUGCCUCAAUCAACAACUGUAGUAGUAUCUUCAACUACAAAAUCUGUUGACAUCUCUACUCAAUCUAUGACCACAACUAAUAUUACAGGUGUGCCUCAAUCAACAACUGUAGCUGGUUCUUCAACUACAAAACCUGCAGACAUCUCUACUCAAUCUAUGACCACAACUAAUAUUACAAAUGUUCCUCAAUCAACAACUGUAGUAGGAUCUUCAACUACAAAAUCUGUUGACAUCUCUACUCAAUCUAUGACCACAACUAAUAUUACAAAUGUUCCUCAAUCAACAACUAUAGCAGGAUCUUCAACUACAAAACCUGCAGACAUCUCUAUUCAAUCUAUGACCACAACUAGUAUUACAGAUGUGCCUCAAUCAACAACUGUAGUAGUAUCUUCAACUACAAAAUCUGUUGACAUCUCUACUCAAUCUAUGACCACAACUAAUAUUACAGGUGUGCCUCAAUCAACAACUGUAGCUGGUUCUUCAACUACAAAACCUGCAGACAUCUCUACUCAAUCUAUGACCACAACUAAUAUUACAAAUGUUCCUCAAUCAACAACUGUAGUAGGAUCUUCAACUACAAAAUCUGUUGACAUCUCUACUCAAUCUAUGAUCCCCACUGGUAGUGCAGAUGAGCCUCAAUCAACAACUAUAGCAGGAUCUUCAAAUACAAAAUCUGUUGACAUCUCUACUCAAUCUAUGACCACAACUAAUAUUACAAAUGUUCCUCAAUCAACAACUGUAGUAGGAUCUUCAACUACAAAACCUGCAGACAUCUCUACUCAAUCUAUGACCACAACUAGUAUUACAGAUGUGCCUCAAUCAACAACUGUAGUAGUAUCUUCAACUACAAAAUCUGUUGACAUCUCUACUCAAUCUAUGACCACAACUAAUAUUACAGGUGUGCCUCAAUCAACAACUGUAGCUGGUUCUUCAACUACAAAACCUGCAGAUAUCUCUUCUAAAUCUAUGAUCCCCACUGGUAGUGCAGAUGAGCCUCAAUCAACAACUAUAGCAGGAUCUUCAAAUACAAAAUCUGUUGACAUCUCUACUCAAUCUAUGACCACAACUAAUAUUACAAAUGUGCAUCAAUCAACAACUGUAGCUGAAUCUUCAACUAUAAAAUCUGCAGACAUCUCUACUCAAUCUAUGACCAAAAUCACUAGUUCCGAUGAUGAAAUGUAUAAAAUGUAUACUUGUGUUAGACUAAACUUGCAGCUCUAA
Rhopalosiphum padi (bird cherry-oat aphid) is the source of this 2316-nucleotide messenger RNA. RefSeq names its product location of vulva defective 1-like. The record is from RefSeq and is a predicted model, not a curated record. NCBI's taxonomy places the organism in Eukaryota, Metazoa, Arthropoda, Insecta, Hemiptera, Aphididae. The transcript is spliced from 3 exons. The coding region runs from base 97 to 2316 and encodes 739 amino acids.